Molecule: messenger RNA, 1402 nt
Organism: Neltuma alba
Lineage: Eukaryota; Viridiplantae; Streptophyta; Magnoliopsida; Fabales; Fabaceae
Product: flavone 3'-O-methyltransferase 1-like
Exons: 4
Coding region: 182-1255 (357 amino acids)
Molecular function (GO): protein dimerization activity; O-methyltransferase activity
Source: RefSeq, a predicted model, not a curated record
AAGAAAGCCAGUUGUACGUUGAAAAAGAAAAAGACAGAAGAAAGCCAAGUCGUACAGUGGUGAUCAAUAACUCAACAGUGACCCUAAUCACACCGGGUCACACACACAUACACAGGAAGAGCUCAACAGAGUCAGAACCUGUAGCUGGAAGUCGGAGAAAGUGUGAAGAGACGAGGGAAACAUGGCAGCAAAAGAGGCAUUGGAGUCCCGGAACCAAGCGCGACUGGCAAUUCUGGAACUGGCCAACAUGAUCAGUGUGCCCAUGUCCCUCAAUGCCAUCGUCCGACUCAACGUUCCCGACGCUAUCUGGCAGUCCGGCUCCAACACUCCCCUCUCCGCCUCUGAGAUCCUUUCGCGCGUCCUUCCCACCGGCGGCGAUGCCGAAAAUCUCCAACGAAUCCUUCGUAUGCUCACCAGUUAUGGCGUCUUCGCCGAGCACAUCGGCUCUGGCGGCGAGAGAAAAUACUCCCUAACCGACGUCGGCAAAACCCUCGCCACCGAUGACGAAGGCCUAUCCUACGCGGCCUACGUACUCCAGCACCACCAGGACGCGUUGAUUCGAGCGUGGCCCUUGGUGCACGAGGCAGUGAAGGACUCAACGGAGGAGCCGUUCGUGAAGGCGAACGGAGAGGCGGCGUACGAUUACUAUGUGAAAGAUCCGGAGAUGAACGAAUUGAUGGUGAAGGCGAUGUCGGGGGUAUCGGUACCGUUCGUGAAGGCGGUGCUGGAGGGUUACGAUGGUUUCGAAGGGGUGGAGAGAUUGGUAGACGUGGGUGGGAGUGGAGGGGAUUGUCUGAGGAUGAUCUUACAGAAACAUCCGAGCGUGAGGGAAGGGAUUAACUUCGAUCUGCCUGAAGUGGUGGCGAAAGCACCGGCAAUUUCUGGUAAGCCGGUCACUCACGUGGGAGGUGACAUGUUCAAGUCUAUUCCUCAAGGGGAUGCCGUCUUCAUGAAGUGGGUACUGACAACGUGGACGGACGAGGAGUGCAAGAGGAUACUGGAGAACUGUUACAAGGCUCUGCCGGAGGGAGGAAAAGUGAUAGCUUGUGAGCCAGUGCUGCCCGAGGAAUCAGAUGACAGCCACAGAACUCGAGCAUUGCUGGAGGGUGACAUUUUUGUGAUGACAAUCUACAGAGCCAAAGGUAAGCAUCGCACCCAGGAUCAGUUCAGGCACCUCGGCCUCUCUGCUGGUUUCUCUCGUUUCCGUGUCCUCCAUUUUGACUACUUCUAUGCCCUCCUUGAAUUCCAAAAGUGAACAUUUGUACCCACUUCUUCUUACCCUUCAUUUACUGUUUUGACCUUUGUUUAUGAUCCACAUUCCAGACCUGGUUAUGCGCACAGUAUUGUUAGCUAAUUCCACGUCUUCAUUUUGAAUGAUUUCAAGCCUUCUAAAUUUACCAUA